Messenger RNA from Salarias fasciatus (jewelled blenny), 5563 nucleotides. Its product is annotated as rapamycin-insensitive companion of mTOR-like. Bases 100 to 4701 code for a protein of 1533 amino acids. Gene Ontology annotation, biological process: positive regulation of phosphatidylinositol 3-kinase/protein kinase B signal transduction; TORC2 signaling. The record is from RefSeq and is a predicted model, not a curated record. Lineage: Eukaryota; Metazoa; Chordata; Actinopteri; Blenniiformes; Blenniidae. Gene Ontology annotation, cellular component: TORC2 complex. Gene Ontology annotation, molecular function: protein serine/threonine kinase activator activity. The transcript is spliced from 38 exons.
CCCACGCGCCUCCUGAGGGCCAGUGUUUUGGUCUCCACAGGGUUGGGCGGACUUUAUGCUGGAAGCUGUCAGUCCGACCUGGCAACCCUGCAGCAGAGGAUGGCGGUGAGGAGCCUCCGCAGCGGCCGGACUCGAGGCGACAGCGGAGAGGAGAGCGUCCCGCUGGACGUGAGCAGAGAUCCUGCAGAGAACGUCCGGGAAAUCCUCCAGAAUGUGGCCAAGCAGCAGGGAAUCCCCAACGUGCUCAAGCUGGCGCACCUCAACAACUUCGUCAAGCUCCUCCGCCAUGUCGGCGUAUCCGAGGACCGGCUCGGCUUCAGCUUGGAGGAGAUCAUCAUCUGUCUCCGGCUGGCCCUGCUGAACGAGGCCAAGGAGGUCCGGGCCGCCGGACUCCGAGCCCUGCGCCACCUGACCAGGGACGGCGGCGUGCUGGAGAAGCUGCUCCUGCUGCAGGUGGACUACCUGAUCGCACGGUGCAUAGACAUCCAGCAGAAUAAUGAAGUGGAGCGGACGCAGGCUCUCAGGCUGGCUCGCAAGAUGCUCAGCGUCAACGCGCUGCUCUUCCCCUCCUCCAUCACCAACUCCCUGAUCGCCGUGGGCAACGACGGGCUGCAGCAGCGGGACCGUCUGGCCCGGGCCUGCACCGCCAUCAUCUGCGAGCUGUCCGUGAAGAACCCGGUGGCGGCGGCGCGGCGAGGCGGCCUCAGCACCGUGCUGAAGAGCGUGACCGACUGUCAGCUGAGCCGCAUCAAUGAGGCGCUCAUCACCACCAUCCUGCACCUCCUCAACCACCCGCACACCAGGCAGUACAUCCGCUCCGACGUCGGGCUGGAGCAAAUCCUGGCUCCGUACACAGACUUCCACUACAGACACACCCCGGAGCUCGCAGAGGGCCAGCUCCAGGAGGACAGGGAGGCUCGCUUCACGGCCAGUAAAAUGUCCAUCGUGGCGUCUUUUCGGUCCUGGUCAGGCAUCAUCAGCCUCUGUAAGACAGGAAACUCUGGGAUCCAGUCCCUGAUUGGCUUGUUCUGCAUCCCGAACAUGGAGGUGCAGAAGGCUCUGCUGGAGGUGCUGUUCGAGGUCUUCCUGCUGGCUCCGCCCUCAGCGACAGCAGACUUCAGCGAAGCCCUGAUGAGUAUCGACCCCAACAGGUUUCAGGACAGCUGGAGGUUGUCUCAUGGAUUCGUGGCUUCUGAAGCCAAAUCAAUUCUUCCUCACCGAUCCAGCUCGAGGCCCAACCUGGUGAACAACUACCUGGCUUUCGUGCUCUCCGCCUUCAUCAAGAGCGGCUUGCUGGAGAGUCUGGUGGAGGUGAUCACCUGCAGUACGGACGUGGUGUCCAUCCAGGCCACCAUCCUGGUGGGGGAGCUCCUGCACAUGGCCAACACACUCCUCCCUCACAGCCACAGCCACCACCUGCACUGCUUACCCAGCCUCAUCAACAUGGCCGCCUCCUUCGACGGCCCGUCCGAGAAGCGACUACGAGCGGGCACCGCCGUCAACCGCCUGAAGCGUUUCCACGAGAGGAAGAAGCGAGGAGUGCGAGCGAGCAGUCUGUACCUGGACCACAUCCUGCGCACAUCGGGACAGUCCCAGGCCUGCGGGAACCCCCUCUCCAGAUCCCACAGAGACAACUCAUUUCUCAAGGACACUGAAGACACUCUGAUGAGCAUCAUGAGAGACAGCCACGUCCUCAGCCAUAAAGACAGCCUGGAAUGGAACUGGGACCUCAUCGAGACCGUCUUAAAGUGGCCAAAUAUUAGCCUCCGCGGCAGUAAAGACGAACAGAUGCACAAGUUUGUACAGAGGCUGCUCUCCUUCUACAAGCCCAGCAGUGUGCUGUACGGCCACCUGGAGCUGAAGCAUCCCAAAGCCAAGCAGCUCACGAUGGUGGGCUGUCACUUCAUGGACUUCCUGUUGGCGUCUGAAGAGGACGGUCAGGUGUACUUGGAGGACCUGGUGAGGGACGUGGUGGUGUGCCUCUUCUCGCCCGCCGGCCUCAGGGCCGAGCGCAGCCGACUGCUGGCCACACUCAGCCAGAAGUACUUCCUGCUGCUGGGCACGCUGUCGGCCCACCCCAACGGCAUCAAGGUGCUGGAGAAGUGCAGCGUCUUCCAGUGCCUGUUGAGACUGUGCAGCGUGAGGAAUCAGGAGCAGCUGCUGAAGCUGAGCGUCUCCACGCUGGACUACAGCCGAGACGGCCUGGCUCGCAUCGUUCUGUCCAAAAUCCUCACGGCUGCCUCCGAUACCUGCAGGCUGUACGCUACCCAACACCUGCGGGUGCUGCUCCGUGCCGGGGUGGAGUUCUUCACCAACUGGGGCAUGGAGCUGCUGGUCACGCAGCUCCACGACCGCAGCAGAGCGGUCUCCAUGGAGGCGCUGGACAUCCUGGACGAGGCCUGCGAGGACAAGACCAACCUCCACGCCCUGACUGAGAUCAGACCUGCGCUCACUCACCUGGGGGACAAGGGGAUGCUGCUGCAGCUCAGGUUUGCAUCUAUUCCGAAGGGACUGUCCUAUCUGAGCGAGAGAGGAUACAUCAAGAAGCAGCUGGAGGAAUGGCAGCAGGGGUACAACCUGAGAUAUGUGGAUUUGAUAGAGGGCCAACUGAACGAGGCCCUCACCACAAACCGCCAGCCUGCCGGUGGCGACGGCUCCCUCCACCGCUGCAGCCAGAGGCUCCAGAGGCCCAGCGUCUACCUGCCUGUCCACCUGUACGGCCAGCUGGUCCAGGAGAAGAGCGGCUGCCAGCUGCUUCAAACGCAGGGCGUGGUUCCCGGUCUCAGCAACCUGGUCCGAAGUCCAGUCCUGGAGCACUGGCAGGGGAUCAAACAGCUGAAGGCGGCGCUCUGGGCUUUGGGACACAUCGGCUCCUCAAACUGGGGGGUGAAGCUGCUGCAGGAGGACGGGCUGAUCCCGGACCUGGUGUCUCUGGCCCACCACUGUGAGGUCCUGUCGGUCCGAGGGACGUGUGUGUAUGUGCUGGGCCUCAUCAGUAAGACCUGGCAGGGCUGCGACUCGCUGAAGCAGCACGGCUGGGAUGCGGUGAGGCACAGCCUCAACACGCUGUGGCCCGUCGUCCCGGAGGAGCUGGAGCCGCCGUCCAAACCCUGCGCCCCGCUGCCCUCCACCGCCCCGCCCGGCCACGACGGCGGCUCCACGCACGCCGGCGGCAGCCUGCAGGACCGGGGCGGUUUGGAGAAUGGUGGGGGAGUGGAGGAGUCCGGGGUCCAGACGGAGCAGGACUCCCAGCAGUCUGCGGGAGAUGCAGCGCAGGUGAAAAUGCGCAGCCACAGCUUGAACUGCGGCGUCGGCUCCCUGAGCUCCAGCCCGUCCGGAGAGACGCUGCCCUCCUCCGACUGCCUCACCGUCACCACACACUCACCCCUAGCUCCGCCCUCCAUCCACAAGUCCUGCUCCAUGUCCCUGGACUCCCCCGGUUCUGCCCGCGCUGCCCCCCGCAGAACCCAGUCCCUCAGGUCCCCCGGCGUGAGGGCCCUGAGCCGGUCGGAGGACCGCGGCCUCGUGCACUGGGGCUCCAGGCGAGCGCUGCCUUCCGCCACGCUCAAGUCCUCCAGCUUCCACGGCGGCCGCACCAGUCCGCGGGACGCUCAGGGCUACGCCACCCUGCGGAGGCUGCAGCAGCUGCGCAUCCAGCCGUCUCUGUCCCGCAGCAAGGCCCUGGUGUCCCCGGCCACGGACCUGCUCUUCGCCGACGUGAUCACCAUGAGCACCGGCAGCCUGGCCUCCAGACGGACGUCACAGAGGUUUCUGAAAGCUCUGAGUUUUACCUCUUUGGACAAAGAAGAGCUGCUCAGCCCGAUCAACCAGAGCACGCUGCAGCGCUCGUCGUCUGUCCGCUCCAUCGUGUCCAAAGCCGCCUUCAGCUCCUCCCGGGACUACAUCGGCCUGGCCUUACCCGUUAACAUCAGCAGCAUGUUCCAGAUUAAAGAGAGUCUGUAUUUCCAGAGGACUGGCUCUCCUCCUGAGGAGCAUCCUGCUGGGAUCACCUCUGGAAGCUCAGACGGAUCCAGUGUCGGCUGUGAGACCCUCGGUCUUCCCUCUCAGGGUCUUCUGGAGUCCAGCGUUGCAGAACAGCAGCUGGGAUCAGAUGAGACCGGACUCCAGGAGCACCGACACGACAACUGUCUGUACUGUUCUGCUCUGUCUGUGCUGGAGCUGCACCUCCAGAGCAGCAGCCAAGAGGGAGCAGACGUCCCCCCGCCGCCGGAGAAGAGCCCUCCUCCUUCCAGGAGCCUGCUGGAGGCCCCGGUGGCUGCGGGGCCCUCGGGGGUGUCGGGGUGCAGUGACAUCGUGUCCCAGGGGUCGGGGGGCAGCACUGGCAGUGCAGAGCUUGUUGUGGGAGUGAAGUUCCUCCCGGAGGACGCUGCAGCCGGUCGGGUCCCGCUGAGGAAGGAGGUGCUUCGACUUGUCGUCAACCUCAGCUCCUCGGUCGGGACCAAAAACCACGAGAACAGCCUGUUAAAGAUCAAGGAGAAGUUCCCCCACACGUUCGAUGACGUCUGUUUGUAUUCAGAAGUGUCCAACCUGCUGGCUCACUGCAAGUUCCGCCUGCCUGCACGCCGCUUCAUCCAGGAGCUCUUCCAGGACGUGUCCUUCCUCCCUAUGUAUGAGGAGGCAGAGAGCAUCCUGUCUCUGUAUGUGCAGAAGACCUCCGCUCCACAGUCCGAUUCAGCCUGAAGACUUCAUCAUCUUCAUCAUCCUGACGGCUCCUCGCCACCGGAGAUCCAUCCAGCGAAGUCUGCAUGCUGUUAGAAGACCAGCAGCGAGCUGUGGGUGUGUUUCUACCACCUGCAUCACAGCAGAGGGAACUGGGAGCUCUGGCUAUAGUUUUUCUUAAAAAGGAUUUUCUCUUUUCUUUUCCACAUUGAUUCUUCCUGAUGUGGAAUAGUUGUGUUUUCUCUCAAAUCGUAAACAUGAAAUCACCUGGGAGAUGACCUGGAACGACACUGAAAAGCCCCGUUAUGGUAAACAGACUCACCUGUCCUGGUAAACGCAGUACAGGGAGCGUUCCUGCUCUGGUGUGUGUUAGGGGUGCAACGGUUCAGUUAGCCCACGGUUCGGUUUGUACCUCGGUUUCGGGAUUACGGUUUCGGUUCGGUUUCGGUUUGUGCUUUGCAUUAAAAAAACAAGAAGUUUGACUUUCCAAAAGAUUCCUUUUAUUUUGCUUUUAAGAAAACUAAAUUAUGACAAUGCCUCUUAGUCUUAACUAUUAUAUGGCUGAUACAUGUUAUCAGGGUUAGGUUAGGUUAUCAAAAUAAAAUACAAUAUAAUAAUUAAUAUGGAAACAGCAAUACUGUGAUGAUUAAAAGAUAUCAAUGGCAAUAAUAGUCAUAACAGCAAUUACAAAAUUUAAAUAUAACAAAAAUAUUAUACUAACUGUGAUAACAACAUGUGAUAAUAAUAGAUAUAACAGCACAAUAUCACAAUAAUGCUGAUCAGAAUCAUACAACCAUAAUAUCAAUAGAAAUCAAGUACAAUAUACAUCCUUAAACCAAUUCUCUCAAUAAAAAUCUCUGUCUGGAGAGUUUAUGACUUCGUU